AUGAUUGGGAGCCUAUUGUCCGCAAUCAGUGGUCUACCGAUCAGUCUUUACCGCACUUUUGUUGUCGAACAGAGCUAUGGAUUCAAUAAACAGACGAUCGGUUUCUACGCCAAAGACCGGCUCAUGAAGUAUGUGGUGAUGCAGACAAUACUGGCCGUCAUUAUCAGUGCCACGCUUUAUAUCGUCCAACAUAGCGGUCAAUACGUGUGGCUAUAUCUGUGGUUCUUCUCGUUUGUGGUGACAUUGGUGUUGAUGACGAUAUACCCGGAUCUGAUCGCACCGUUGUUUGACUCAUUCAAACCGUUACCGGACGGAAGGCUCAAGACUAGUAUCGAGCGAUUGGCCAAAAGUAUUGACUUUCCAUUGAAGCAGAUAUAUGUCAUCGAAGGCUCCAAACGGUCGGCGCAUUCCAACGCAUACUUCUUCGGCUUCUAUAAGAAUAAGCGAAUAGUUCUGUUCGACACUCUCUUCCAAGACUUCCACAGAAGUGAUAAUAAGCGCCACAAAGAAGGCAAAGGUUUCGUGACUACAGGACACCACCGGCGGGUGGGCUGUAGUGACGAUGAGAUUGUGUCGAUUGUGGCGCACGAGUUGGGGCACUGGUAUCUGAACCACGCGCUCAAGUAUGUGGUCAUCGCGGAGACCAUACUUCUCGUGUACUUCACGCUCUUCUCACAGCUCUUCCAAAACGAGAUUCUCUUCAAUGCGUUCGGUUUUGACGACAACCGACCCGUCAUUAUAGCCGUGUAUCUCAUCUUCCGGUUCGUCUUGUGGCCGAUGAAUGAGUUGUUGUGGUUUGCGGUCAUGUGUUUCAGCCGUCACUUCGAGUCGGGCGCCGACGCCUUCGAGAAGCGCCUCAAACCGGGCGCACACAACAGGACAGCCAUCAUCAGACUCUUUAUGGAUAAUCUGGGCUCUCCUGUCAGGGAUCCACUGUAUGAGUCGUGGUAUGACUCGCACCCAACACUCCUUCAACGUCUUAAGGCAUUCAAAAGCGAGUGA
Molecule: messenger RNA, 1002 nt
Organism: Oppiella nova
Lineage: Eukaryota; Metazoa; Arthropoda; Arachnida; Sarcoptiformes; Oppiidae
Source: the annotation of a GenBank genome assembly